AUGACAGACACCACCAUCAACGGACACGCCAACGGCAAUGGCGUGCCUCUCAACAAGCCUCUCGAGCAUGUCAUCAGACCUGCCGACAGACAGCCCUCACCCCAACCCACACACUUGAGCGUGCCCGGCGCCUCGAAUCACUCCCGCGUCUUGAGCGAGCAGGGCUCUGGCUAUGAAGCCCCCAAGUUCGAGGGCAAGACCCAGCAGAUGGAGGAGGUCAUGGACAAGAUCGAGGCCAAGGGCUUCCUUCCCCCAGAGUUCGUCGAAAGCGAAACGCAAUGGUUUUACAAUGAGUUGGGCAUUGACGACAUGUACUUCUCGACCGAGACUUCCGAUGCCAUCGUCAGCCACAUCCAUUCACUCUACGCCGCCAAGGUAGCUGCAUUCGCCAGAGACGACAAGCAGCUCGAGAUCCGUUUGGACAAGGAAGCCGUCGACCACGCCGUCUUCAUCGACACCAGCAAGCCUGGCAUCACCUCCGUCGGCGGACCUCGCUACGAACAACGCAUCGAUGAGAAGUACCUGAACGUCUCUAAGGGAGCCAAUAGCUACCGCGUCGAGACCUUCAGAUCAUCUAGCAAACUGCCUGGUGAUCUCGACCAACAGCUGAGAUGUUACUUCGUAUACCAGUGCUCUUUCGAGCAGCCCAACCCAAGCCCCGAGGAGACCAACCUCGACCUCAUCUCAGACAAGAGAUUCCUCCAGAAGGCCACCAAGAACACAAGAGAUAUCUACCAACACAUUCUCGAAUCGGCUGUCGCUAGAACCGGCCCCGUCAUCGAGCUGUUCGAGAUCAAGGGCUCCAGAGAAAAGAGAUUGGUCAUUGCCUUCAAGCAGGGUUCAGCCUUGGGUCUCUUCAGCGCCCUCAGUGAUCUUUACCACUACUACGGCCUGACCUCGUCUCGCAAGUACGUCGAGCAAUUCUCGAACGGAUACACCAUCAUGUCGUUGUACCUUCGUCCUGUGCCCGGACCUGAGUCCAACCUGCACCCUCCCAUUGAGGCCUCAAUCCACCAGAUCAUGAAAGAGGUCUCUCUGUUGUACUGCGUUCCCCGAACCAAGUUUCAGAACCAUUUCGCAACCGGCAAGCUCAGCUUGCAGGAGACCAUCUACGCUCACUGCGUCUGGGUCUUUGUCAGCCACUUCCUGAACCGUCUGGGUUCCGAGUACAACACUCUCAGCGCAAUCCUGGAUGCAAACAACAGUGUCCACGCCGAACUGCUUUCAAAGCUCAAGCGUCGUCUGCGUACCGAGACAUUCACCUCAGACUUCAUCCUGGAAAUCAUCCAGCAGUUCCCUGACCUGGUAAAGGCUUUGUACCUGAGCUUUGCCAACACCCACUACGUUCAAACUCGUGGUGACGAGGACGACUUCUUGCCCACUCUCAGUUACCUUCGCUUGAAGGUUGAUAAGGUCUUGAGCGACGAUGAGCUUAAGAAGAUGAUCUCCACCACCUGCCAGAACGAGCACCAGGAGAUGGUCAUGACAGCCUUCCGUGUCUUCAACAAGGCUGUACUCAAGACCAACUACUACACCCCUACCAAGACUGCUCUGUCGUUCCGCUUGAACACCUCGUUCUUGCCUAUUGAGGAGUACCCUCAGCCUCUGUACGGCAUGUUCUUGGUCAUCAGCUCCGAGUUCCGUGGCUUCCACUUGCGCUUCCGCGACAUUGCUCGCGGUGGCAUUCGUAUCGUCAAGUCUAGAAGUCCUGAAGCAUACGACAUCAAUGCCCGCUCUCUGUUCGACGAGAACUACAACUUGGCAAACACUCAGCAAAGAAAGAACAAGGACAUUCCUGAGGGCGGCUCCAAGGGUGUCAUCCUGCUUGACGUUGAACACCAGGACAAGGCCAGUGUGGCCUUUGAGAAGUACAUCGACAGCAUUCUCGAUCUGCUCCUUCCACCCACUAGUCCUGGUAUCAAGGACCCCAUUGUUGACCUUCACGGAAAGCAAGAGAUUCUCUUCAUGGGCCCCGAUGAGAACACUGCUGGCCUUGUUGACUGGGCUACUGAGCACGCUAGAGCCCGUGGUGCACCUUGGUGGAAGUCAUUCUUCACCGGAAAGAGUCCUAAGCUUGGCGGUAUCCCUCACGACGCUUACGGCAUGACAACCCUGUCUGUUCGCGAGUACGUCCUUGGUAUAUACCGCAAGCUCAACCUUGAUCAGAAGAGCAUGAGAAAGCUUCAGACUGGUGGCCCCGAUGGUGACUUGGGAAGCAACGAGAUCCUUCUCGGACAGGAGAAGUACACCGCCAUUGUCGACGGUAUGGGUGUUCUUUUCGACCCCCACGGUCUGGACAGAGAGGAGUUGCUUCGUCUGGCCAAGAAGCGUGUUAUGAUUCACCAGUACGAUGUCUCCAAGCUCUCACCUCAGGGCUACAGAGUCCUGGUUGAAGAGAACAACAUUACCCUUCCUUCGGGCGAGGUUGUCAACAACGGCAUGGCCUUCCGCAACACCUUCCAUCUGCGCCAGGAGGCAUACGAUGUCUUCGUGCCCUGUGGUGGUCGUCCUGAGUCCAUCAACCUGAACUCGGUCAACAAGCUCAUCGUUGAUGGCAAGUCUAUCAUUCCUUACAUCGUUGAAGGUGCCAACCUCUUCAUCACCCAAGACGCCAAGCUCCGUCUUGAGAAGGCCGGCUGCAUUCUCUUCAAGGAUGCAUCUGCCAACAAGGGUGGUGUCACAUCAUCCUCUCUUGAGGUCCUGGCUUCAUUGUCGUUCGACAAUGCUGGUUUCAUCGAGAACAUGUGCGUCCACGAAGACGGCACCACUCCCGAAUUCUACAAGGCAUACGUCAAGCAGGUGCAGCAAACCAUCUGCAACAACGCUAGACUGGAGUUCGAGGCCAUCUGGAGAGAGAGUGAAGCCACCGGCACUCCCAAGAGUGUCCUCAGCGAUGUUCUGAGUACCGCCAUCACUAACCUUGAUGAGGAACUGCAGAACACUGAGCUCUGGGACAAUGUCGAGCUCCGCAAAUCUGUGCUCAAGGAUGCCCUUCCCAGCCUGUUGCUGGAGAAGAUCGGUCUCGAUCUUAUCAUCGAGAGAGUUCCUGAGAACUACCUGCGCGCCAUUUUCGGCUCGUACUUGUCGUCCCGCUUCAUCUACGAGCGUGGCAUCUCAGCCAGUCAAUUCGCUUUCUUCUCUUUCAUGAAUGAACGCAUGGCCAAAUUGCGCUCGUAA
Aureobasidium namibiae CBS 147.97 is the source of this 3177-nucleotide messenger RNA. RefSeq names its product NAD-dependent glutamate dehydrogenase. The record is from RefSeq and is a predicted model, not a curated record. NCBI's taxonomy places the organism in Eukaryota, Fungi, Ascomycota, Dothideomycetes, Dothideales, Saccotheciaceae. The transcript has 5 exons. Gene Ontology annotation, cellular component: mitochondrion. Gene Ontology annotation, molecular function: L-glutamate dehydrogenase (NAD+) activity. Bases 1 to 3177 code for a protein of 1058 amino acids.